CUUUUUUAGGCUCACAUGCAUGAGCAGGCGCGCACUUCGCUGUCAGAGCUGUCUUCAAAUCUGAGGGACAGAUGCAUAUUCAGUAAAAGAAAGCACCGUUCGCGCUCACCGGGUCAGAGGACCGAAGAUGCCGACACUUCAGAAAAAAGUAUCAAUGAAGAAAAUGGAGAAAUAUCAGAGGAGGAGCAAUCGCAAAACAAACAUAGCCGUCACAAAAAAAAGAAGCACAAACACCGAAGUAAACAUAAGAAACAUAAACAUUCUUCAGAAGAAGAUAAGGACAAAAAACACAAACACAAGCAUAAACACAAGAAACAUAAACGGAAAGAGGCUAUUGAUGCCUCUGACAAAGAAGGUAUAUCGCCAGCAGUAAAAAGAACUAAAAUUGAUGACUUAGCUUUGCUAGAAGAUUUAGAGAAACAAAGAGCUCUAAUCAAAGCUGAGCUUGAUAAUGAAUUAAUGGAAGGCAAGGUCCAAUCUGGGAUGGGACUGAUUUUACAGGGUUACGAAUCAGGUUCAGAAGAGGAGGGAGAAAUCCACGAAAAGGCAAGAAAUGGAAAUAGACCCACCACUAGGUCAUCAAACGUUAAGGGGAAACUUGAACUUGUGGACAAUAAAACGGGCUCCAAAAAACGAAGUAAAAGUAGGUCAAAAGAACGGACUAGACACAGAUCUGAUAAAAAGAAAAGUAAGGGCAGUGUGGAAGGAAUCAAAGAAAAAACUACGCGAAGUAAGUCUAAGGAAAGGAAAAAGUCAAAAAGUCCAUCCAAAAGAAGCAAGUCUCUAGAUCAGACGAGUAAAUCCAAAUCUCCUCUACUUAAAAGGCGAUCGCAAGAGAAAAUUGGAAAAGCCAAAUCUCCCAUGGAAGAAAAACUUAAAACAGAAGACAAAGCAAAGUCAAAAGAUCGCAAAAAAUCCCCAGUUGUAAACGAAAGCAAGACUCGAGAUCGUGGCAAAAAAUCCAAAUCCCCAACAGAAUUAAGAAGCAAAUCCAAAGAUAGGCGGUCACGAUCCAAAGACCGAAAAUCCAAGAGGUCUGAGACGGAGAAGGAAAAGAAGCCGCUGAAAUCGCCCUCUAAGGAUGCCUCUUCGGGGAAGGAAAACCGGUCCCCUAGUAGAAGGCCAGGUCGCAGUCCUAAAGGAAGAAGUUCAUCGCCGAAACAGCGUGACAAAUUGAGACGAAGCCGGUCCCCUCUCUUAAACGAUCGCAGGUCGAAACAGAGCAAAUCGCCUUCUCGAACCCAGUCUCCCGGAAGAAGAGUCAGGAGUCGCUCGUUAGAAAGAAAACGCCGAGAACCAGAGAGGAAGCGCCUUUCUUCCCCAAGAACUCGACCGAGAGAGGAUAUCCUCAGUAGACGAGAAAGAUCAAAAGAUGUCAGCCCAAUCAGUAGAUGGUCUCCAACCAGAAGAAGAGUCAGUAGAUCGCCCAUCCGAAGACGAUCUCGAUCCCCACUCAGGCGCAGCAGGUCUCCAAGAAGGAGAAGCAGAUCUCCUCGGCGAAGGGACAGAAGUCGUAGGAGUAGAUCUCGUCUGAGGAGGAGGUCUCGCUCACGGGGCGGGCGAAGACGAAGAAGUAGAAGCAAAGUAAAAGAAGACAAAUUUAAAGGAAGCCUUUCUGAGGGAAUGAAAGCGGAGCAAGAAUCUUCAUCUGAUGAGAACCUUGAAGACUUCGAUGUGGAGGAAGAAGAUGAGGAGGCUGUAAUAGAGCAAAGAAGAAUGCAGAGGCAAGCAAUUGUACAGAAAUAUAAAUACCUUGCUGAGGAUAGCAAUCUGUCUAUGCCGUCUGAGCCAAGCAGCCCACAGAGCAGCACCCGAACACGUUCACCCUCCCCAGACGACAUUCUGGAACGUGUAGCUGCUGAUGUUAAAGAAUACGAACGGGAGAACGUCGACACCUUUGAGGACUCUGUAAAAGCCAAGCACAAUCUCAUGACCGUCGAACAGAACAAUGGUUCGGCUCAGAAGAAACUCUUGGCUCCUGACAUGUUCACAGAAUCUGACGACAUGUUUGCUGCGUACUUUGACAGUGCUCGACUUCGGGCGGCUGGCAUUGGAAAGGAUUUCAAAGAGAAUCCUAACCUUAGGGAUAAUUGGACUGAUGCAGAAGGCUACUAUCGUGUGAACAUCGGCGAAGUCCUCGAUAAGCGUUACAACGUCUAUGGUUACACCGGGCAGGGCGUCUUCAGUAACGUAGUGCGAGCCAGAGAUAUGGCGAGAGCCAAUCAAGAAGUCGCAGUAAAAAUCAUCAGAAAUAAUGAGCUAAUGCAGAAAACUGGUUUGAAAGAACUGGAGUUUUUGAAAAAGCUUAAUGACGCCGACCCUGACGAUAAGUUUCAUUGCCUGCGUCUCUUCCGUCACUUUUACCACAAGCAGCAUCUCUGUCUUGUAUUUGAGCCUCUCAGCAUGAAUUUACGAGAGGUACUGAAGAAGUAUGGUAAGGAUGUUGGGCUCCACAUAAAAGCCGUACGGUCCUACAGUCAGCAGUUAUUCCUGGCAUUGAAACUCCUUAAAAGAUGCAACAUCCUUCAUGCCGAUAUCAAACCGGACAACAUCUUGGUGAAUGAAUCAAAAACCAUUUUAAAGCUCUGUGAUUUUGGGUCGGCCUCACAUGUUGCAGAUAAUGACAUUACUCCAUAUCUCGUCAGUAGAUUUUAUCGUGCUCCUGAAAUAAUUAUAGGUAAAAGCUAUGACUAUGGUAUAGAUAUGUGGUCUGUAGGCUGCACCCUUUAUGAACUUUAUACUGGAAAAAUACUAUUUCCUGGCAAAACAAAUAAUCAUAUGUUGAAACUUGCCAUGGACCUGAAGGGGAAAAUGCCGAAUAAGAUGAUACGUAAAGGGGUGUUCAAAGAUCAGCAUUUUGAUCAAAAUCUCAACUUCAUGUAUAUAGAAGUAGAUAAAGUGACAGAAAGGGAGAAAGUGACUGUCAUGAGCACCAUUAAUCCAACCAAGGACCUGUUGGCUGACCUGAUCGGGUGCCAGCGGCUCCCCGAAGACCAGCGUAAAAAAGUACACCAGCUCAAGGACUUGUUGGACCAGAUCCUAAUGUUGGACCCGGCUAAACGGAUCAGCAUCAACCAGGCUCUGCAGCAUGCCUUCAUCCAGGAAAAAAUUUAAAUGAGAUGAAGAAGCUCCAAGGGUUUGAGUAAAUUAAAGUUCAAAGACUGAAGCGAUGAUGUCCCAGCCGUUUAUUAAUGUAUAUAAACCUAUAAAUAUUUUUUCCCUGCCAAUUGAGGAAGCAUGAUCUAGUCGAAUUAACCCGCAGGCUGACAUUUCUUUUCGAAAUGUCAGUCGCUCCGUUUGUGUCUCUGUGUGAGAGUUUCCCUGUAGAACUGUUUUAAUUGCCAAGACCGCACAAAGUGCAAUGCUACCGUGUAUGGUCGCAGUUCCCAUGAAAACCAAGGCUCUGUGAUGCAAAGAACAGUAAUACCGGGUGGUUGAUUUGUUUUGAGCCGACACGGCUUCAGUUUGGUCUCUGAGAAAAUGGCCAGCAUAAAUGCUGUUUAUAUUCACAUUUUCCUAGGUGUGUGUGUGCGCGCAGGCCACAGCAGCGUGCCCUUGGUGUAGUCAGUGCCGAAGGGGGCCUGUUCCUUCUUGCUCUGCCCGCAGGGAUGGUCUCCUUUUAAAGCAGGUUGUGUACAACUUUCAGUACACUGAAGGUAAGCUAAACCAUCCACAUCACUGAUGUUUUAAGAUGUUAUUUUACCGGAACAGCUGGCACAAUGAGGGACGGUAGUUUGGCGGCAGAACUCCCUGCAUGUCGGAUAGCUGAAUCCUCUGUUUUAUUAUCUUUCUUUUUUUUCCCCUUCCCCCCCCCCCCCCCCCGCGCCCCCACCUUUUCUUUCAUUUUUCUGUUUUUUUAUUCUUUGCCAUUGCAACUGUGGCGUGGUUACAACCUCGGUUCUUGUUAAUCAUGUUUAAGAUUGGGGAGAGGGCACACUUGGUGGAUCUAGAGCACCUUCAGUGUACUGUUUCUUCUUACUUUAAAUUUUUUUAAAUCGACCGGCUAUAUAGACUUUGGAUACGUUUUGUUACCUCCGGUUCCCAACUAAUACGUAAAUGCUUACGGGAUUUUCAUUUACUAAUUACGAAUGUCAGGACCUCCUCCUUCUGAAAGUCCUCCUGUCUAAAAAGUUAGCUAGACGACAUUAAGUUUUUAACUCUUUGUAUGUCAUUUUGAAAAUGUACUGCUUUACGGAAAGAGUGUUUUCAUUUGUUCAUUGUUUUCAUUAUUUGUGAUCAUGUUGUCUUUCAAUACAGGCAUAAACCUUCCACUCUUGAACAAAGCAGCUGCUUUUUAAAAGCGGUAAUUGCUUCUUUACCUUUUAUUUCUUUUGUAAAUGAAGCUUUUUCUUUAAUAAGAAAUGUGACUUGAAAGUGUUGUCUAUUGCAUAAAACAGUUGACACUCACUUAUUGUAAAGUGAAGAUUGUUCUGCUGCAUGUAAAGUGGACCAUGCAGAUUUCUGUAUGUUUUCAGUAUGCAUCAUUAGAUAAUAAAGUCUUUUGUGAACAAGGCAUUUGUAGCCAUCUUUAAAAGUUUUUGUCUUCAGUGCUGGUAAGUCAGGUAAUCCAAUAAAGGGUUGAAAGCAACCUUUCACUUUUUUUUUCUCUGAGAUAUCCUUUAGCUAAACGGAUUAUUAAGGAUGUAAAUGAUGCCACAGAUUGAUGUCAGGCUAUGUUAAUUUAGAUGACCUCCCCCUCCUUCCCCCCAGAUAUUUCAUCGUAAAGCCCUACAGCUACUGUCUGCUUUCGUUGUAGUGCAGUUAUUCCUAUAGGUUAUGUAGAAGUGAAUUCAGAGUUUAACUAAUGUUUGUGCUGUUCUCUCACUUUUCCUUUUGAUGGUGCUGAAAGAGAAAAAGGAAAGCUGGGCACAGGCCACUCACCGCCUUCUCCUGGGGGUCUGAUUGCUGAGACACCACCUUCACCUUCCUCACAAGGUUAUUUCUGACAGCAUGUGUAGAUAAACAAGUUAAAACGAUCAUUUGAAUUGGUUUGAUUUUUUUGCAACAUGAGGAAACCGGAAAUGUUCAUUUCUGCGUUCGUAUAGUAACAUAAAGGAUGAGAGCCAAAGGUCGCAGUCAUUUUGCUUCUGCCGGGCAGUACAAUGAAACAUUAUUUGUUUGGCCCGGCAGGUAUAUCGAAUCUCUCACUUUUUUUUUUAAAUAUUUUUUUUUUUUUAAAAGGCUGUGUUUUUCUGGUUUAGAGAGACUUAAAAUAGUCAAUGGGAUUUUUUUCCGUUCGUCUAGGCACAUAAUUGCAACAAGCAUGCACACUUGAUGCAGUCAUGGAUGGAAAAUGAGAAUAGCAGGCAUUUUGCUGAUGGGGAGGGCCCUAUCAAGGAGAUGAAAUGAAUAAACCGCAAACAGGCAGGGCACGGGCGAUGUUUUAACAUCCCUUCAACCUGUCUCCUAAGGAUUUUUCUCUUUUAAACAAUAUGAAUACAUUACUUCCAAGUAAUACCUCUAUUACGUAGAGCCAACAGGAAUGCAGCUUGUAUACUCUCAAAAAGCGAGUAAUAGUUCAUAAACUUCCCCUCUGGAGUUUGCCGCACGUUGACACUAGCAUACCUCAGUUUUAGGGGCUGGGUUUUGGUUUCGGGGGGAUUUUCUUCAGAUUUAGUAAUUACUGCUUCUGCUAGUUUGUGGCGCCAUUUUUUACAUCAUGAUAUAAGAAUACUGUAAUGCAGUAACAUCCACUUCACUAGAACGAUUCAUCUAAUGCCUACAGAGCUUUGUAAACUGUUUUAAAAUGGCAUAAAGUUGCUCGUUUACUUGUUCUUUGUGUUGUAGGUGCAGCUGAAAAGAAGAUGAUGACCUCCAGAAGACAUAAGCUCAGGUUUCUACUCUAUAAAAGAUAUGAAAUAGUCAUUUAGUUAAGUCUAAUCUCUUGGUCUACAGCACUUAGAUUUUAGAUCUCGUUGAUGUGUUGGUAAUAUCGAUGACACGUGAGAAUACUGUCACCGUGGUAGUCAUGUGUUAUGGUUAUGGAGUUUCUGCUUUCAGUAAAUUGUAGCAGGAGGGCGUUCUUGGUGAUUUUUUGGUUAAAGAAGUUUUUUUUUUCCUUUUAAAAUGGAAACGGGCCAUUCGGGGGCUUAAAGAGUACACUAGAAGGAAUUCGGGAGCGGUCAGCCGUGUCAGAGCGGAUAAGGAAACGGCGCCCACCAAAACCAACGCGAAUAGCCUUGAAUUUAAAUUCUCCUUUGGCUCAGUGUUGUUUGAGGGAAUGGCGGCUGGCAGAACUACCGUGUCCAGUCAACGCUCCCUCCUCCAAUUGGCCUUUUUCGCCAUAUUCUUCGACACCGCCCCUUCGAGGUCGUGCCUCGUCGGCAUCUUCACGCUGUCCGAAGCUUGAAGAGCGCCACCUGUUUUCGUUCCUCUACCGCCGCCCGGACGAGGGCCCUACAGGACCCCGGCCAAGAGAGGGUGUUGUCACCGAGUGACUGGGAAGCAGAGGUGUGCGUAUCUGGCACGGCGCUCUUGGCUUCGUGAGGGCGGGCCCCUCUUUAAGCCCGCGCCAGUCUGGUCGAUCCCCUUUGCCUCUUCUCUGCACCUUCCUCCCCCUCCGCCCGUCUCCAAGAUGACCUCUCACAGUGCCACACCGUCUCAACGGCCCUGAGAUAAAAAUGAUAAAGGAAGCGUAGAGAAUUCUCCAAGCCUGCAACAUUUUGGCAGUACUGACUUGGGGCAGUUCGUGGCAGAGGAGGGUGGGAGAUCUGGCGUUGGACUUGACUUAGGCCAGUUUGCUCUCCGGAGCCUUUUCCCCCCUACAAUUACUAUGACUUCAUACCCAGAACACUGACUUAGCGGUUCAGUUGCUUUGUAGAUGCUGAAGAAGCUAUCUUCGGAAUAAAACAAAGCAACUGACUACGAGAUCUAAUUUAGAACAGCAGUGAAGGCUCUCCGGGUGAAAAAUGUUAAGCGCGAGGCGCCCGAGAUGUUCACCUCACUCCUCCACGGUCCACGGGGUUCUUGUUCGUAAACAGGAAUGUUAUAUGUAAAAGUGGAGAUGCGUUUUUAUGAGAGUUGAGCCCGCGAUAUGUAAAUUCUACCGUCCGGAUGAUACACGUGCACACGCAACCGGCCAGAGUCCCGAAUUUCACACCUGGCUGUUCUCUGAGUGAAAUGUAUUUUUCCUUAGUAAUUUGUUUCCUGGAAAUCGUAGCUAAAAGUUCGUUCACGUGUUUGUAUGUCAUGCCGUAACGUGCUGAAUGAGUGACCUUUUUUUUUUUUUUUUUUUUUUUGCAAGCAUCUUUGCGAUCACUCUGUUCGACUUUGUCGCUAUGUUAUCUUUAGAUUUCUCCAUCUUUUUCCCUUACCCCAGGGUAAGUGUCUGCUCCUGAAGGACUUUUCACAUUUUUUGAUCGACAUGGGAGCCUGAUGUAUCUGAGAAUACAGAAGACAUAACUUGAGCUCUUUCGUGGCAUCCGUAAAUUGUAAGGUGUAGAAGAAGUCCCUGCGUGGUUAAAGGAUCUCUUAAUAAAAUCUUUCUUGUACCCA
Molecule: messenger RNA, 7494 nt
Organism: Ornithorhynchus anatinus (platypus)
Lineage: Eukaryota; Metazoa; Chordata; Mammalia; Monotremata; Ornithorhynchidae
Gene: PRP4K
Product: pre-mRNA processing factor 4B
Exons: 15
Coding region: 16-3114 (1032 amino acids)
Biological process (GO): mRNA cis splicing, via spliceosome; peptidyl-threonine phosphorylation; peptidyl-serine phosphorylation
Molecular function (GO): protein serine/threonine kinase activity; ATP binding
Source: RefSeq, a predicted model, not a curated record